AUGGCCGACCAACAGACUGUCGCCGAAGGGCAAGCUUCCGGUUCCAACAGCCGUAACCGACGAGUGGCCAACUCGGUGCAAGCCAAGGCCCAGGAGGUCCUGCAGGAGGACUACGACAAGGCGAGAGGUCUUGUCGCCGACGCUGCCAAGAGCAAGUCGUACCUGUAUCCCAUCAAAGGCAUCAUCUACUUCGCCACGCACCGAGCGCUAUGGAAGCCUCUGAUGUCGCGCAUCGGGGCCUACAUCCUCCUGUCCGCUGGUGUUGUGACCGGCAUGUUCGUCUUCACCUACGUGCCCCAGCUUGCUAUCCUCGUCUUCGUCAACGGUCCUCUGGCGGUCUUCACCACCGUGCUGUUGAUCCUGAACGAGAGCUCGACAAUCAUCAACUUCGUCUCACGAUCGUACCUUUUGCAAGAGGCGCUUUUGGAUACCUUUGACGGCACCUUGCUUUCGAGGGACGAGGAUGGCAUUGUGAAGGAGGGAAGACAGGUCCGCCCGGGCUCUGACCCGAUGCAGAAGCUGGGAAAGAUUCUCAAGAGCCCGUUCGACAGGUUCAGCCCGAAGGCUCUCAUCCGCUACCUGGUCUACCUGCCCCUAAACUUCAUCCCCAUCGUGGGAACGGGAAUCUUUAUUCUCCUCCAGGCCCGCAGCCGGGGCCACAGUGUCCAUGGACGCUACUUCCAACUGAAGAACUGGUCCGCUUCCAGGAGGGCCGACUGGCUCAAGAGACACACUGGGCCUUACACGGCUUUCGGCCUCAUGGCAACUGCGCUUGAGAUGAUCCCCUUCGUCAGCAUCUUCUUCACAUUCACAAACACGGUUGGUGCUGCUCUGUGGGCUGCCGAUAUCGAGGCCAAGAACACGUCCAUGACCGAUGGCACGGCUCCCACUCUUCGCGAGACGGCCAAGAAUGCCGAGUAG
Messenger RNA from Colletotrichum siamense, 921 nucleotides. It is a transcript of the gene RRT8, whose product is annotated as Outer spore wall protein RRT8. Gene Ontology annotation, cellular component: ascospore wall; lipid droplet; prospore membrane. The record is from RefSeq and is a predicted model, not a curated record. Bases 1 to 921 code for a protein of 306 amino acids. The transcript has 6 exons. NCBI's taxonomy places the organism in Eukaryota, Fungi, Ascomycota, Sordariomycetes, Glomerellales, Glomerellaceae.